Molecule: messenger RNA, 441 nt
Organism: Pterocles gutturalis (yellow-throated sandgrouse)
Lineage: Eukaryota; Metazoa; Chordata; Aves; Pterocliformes; Pteroclidae
Product: zinc finger protein 518A-like
Exons: 2
Biological process (GO): regulation of transcription by RNA polymerase II
Cellular component (GO): nucleus
Molecular function (GO): DNA-binding transcription factor activity, RNA polymerase II-specific; RNA polymerase II transcription regulatory region sequence-specific DNA binding
Source: RefSeq, a predicted model, not a curated record
UUCACUUGCACAAAGUGCAAGGAUAAUGUUAGAUACAGCCCAAAUGACCUGCAGAAACAUUUUCAGCUGUUACACUAUGGCGAGUUGCCUUUGUAUCCAUGUGAAAUGUGUAACUUCUCGGCUAAUGACUUUCAGUCAUUUAAACAGCAUAGACACACCCAUCGUGGCAGUUUAGUAAAAUGUGAGCUCUGUAAUGAUGAGCAUAUGUACACUUUGUUGGAUUUGACAAAACACUUCACAUCAAAGCAUUGUGUAAAUGGUCACUUUCAAUGUGAGAAAUGUGGGUUUUCUACCCAGGAUGCGGGCACAUUUAUUCAACACAUUCACAGACAUAAUGAGAUUCCAUAUGAAUGUGGAAAAUGCCAUCAUGAAGUCCUUAAGCCUAGAGAAAAUACAUGGAAGCAAUCCCAGUUGUUCAGAGAGAAGCCACUGGCAAAGUAA